This is a messenger RNA of Vigna unguiculata (cowpea), 1521 nucleotides long. RefSeq lists its product as uncharacterized. Gene Ontology annotation, cellular component: endoplasmic reticulum membrane. NCBI's taxonomy places the organism in Eukaryota, Viridiplantae, Streptophyta, Magnoliopsida, Fabales, Fabaceae. Gene Ontology annotation, molecular function: hydrolase activity, acting on ester bonds. The record is from RefSeq and is a predicted model, not a curated record. Gene Ontology annotation, biological process: GPI anchor biosynthetic process.
UAGAGCUCAAUUUGCUACCACGUGUACUGUUAUUGCAAAUUUUGCAUAGAUGCGAUUUUGGCUGCUUAUGCUAUGUAUUCUCUCUAUUUUUUGAACUUCCGAUCUAUCACAAUGAUGUUUGAUGGCUGGGUGUGUGCUUUUCUCUUGGUGCUUUCGCUUUCUUGGUCUGCGGAGGUAAUUGAUGCAAGUGCUGGUGAUGCUGAUCCCCGCUACAGGGGUUGUGUAACACAAUGUCAGCAAAGUGGAUGUGUUGGCCAAAGAUGCUUUCCAAACUGUAAAUUUUCUUCAGAUGGAGAACUUUUUGAUCGCCCAUGGUACAUGCAACAAGGACCACUCUAUUUACAAUGGAAAAAAUGGGAUUGUCAAUGUGACUGUCGGUACUACUGCAUGGUUGAUAGAGAGAAAGAAAGGGAGUCACAAAACCUUGGCCCUGUCAAAUAUCAUGGCAAAUGGCCAUUCAGGCGUUUAUAUGGGAUGCAGGAGCCUGCUUCAGUGGCUUUUUCUGCUCUAAAUCUUGCAAUGCAUUUUCAUGGUUGGGUCUCCUUUUUGAUUCUUAUAUACUAUAAAUUGCCUCUAAAAGAUGGAAAUAAGGCAUAUUAUGAGUAUGCUGGUCUGUGGCAUGUGUAUGGGCUCUUAUCACUAAACUCCUGGUUCUGGAGUGGGGUUUUCCACAGUCGAGAUGUUGAUCUAACAGAGAAACUAGACUACUCAUCUGCAGUGGUUCUCCUUGGAUACUCCCUCAUUUUAGCCAUCUUAAGAACCUUCAGUGUUCGGGAUGAGGCUACCAGAGUUAUGGUUGCUGCUCCAUUGAUUGCUUUUGUGACCACCCACGUAAUGUACAUCAACUUCUAUUUACUAGAUUACGGAUGGAAUAUGAUAGUUUGCGUAGUGAUGGCUGUGGCACAACUUUCCAUGUGGGCAGUUUGGGCUGGUUUUAGUAAGCAUCCUUCGCGUUGGAAGCUAUGGUUUGUAGUUUUUUCUGGUGGCCUUGCAAUGCUUUUAGAAAUCUAUGAUUUCCCUCCAUAUCUUGGACUUUUUGAUGCACAUGCUAUUUGGCAUGCCACUACUAUUCCUCUGACCUACAUUUGGUGGAGUUUCAUCAGAGAUGAUGCUGUGUUUCGAACCUCUAAUCUUGUUAAGAAGGCCAAGUAACUUCCUUUUCUGCUCACUCAACGCUUUGAAGAUCAUUCUUCUACUCACAGCCAAGGCUUAGUUUGAUGUUGUACUUGUGAGUGCUCAUUUCACUUUCCACCAUUAGUAUAAUUUAGUUGCGGAGUUUUGCCUUUACAUUUGGGUGAAAGAUGAACUUGACAUUCUUGAUUAUCACUUCAAGACUGAAAGAUCAUUUCAGGAUUUUGGCAUAUUUAUAUUUAGAUUACUUAAAUGUGUACAAAUUCUUACUUGUAUUGGUUGAGUGAUUCAAUUUUGAAGGAUUCUUUGGUAGGUUUGCAUGUGUACUAUGGACAGAACGAAAUGGAACUGUUAUAUCAGUUCUCUUUUAUUCCAUGCAUUUUAGUUGCA